AUGUACUCACAUGUACUGUCUUUUGCACCUAAUCCGGAACACAACGCGGCAAAUGAUGGAGCUGGGGCGCCACCCAAAAUGGUGGGUGCUGUUUGGAGGAAGUUUUCCCGUGUCGCGCGAGCUUUUGGAUACAUUGGCCGAAAUUUAGCCGACAAGCGAGAUUUUAGCGUGUAUGACCGAGCUGCAACCUCCCCUACAUCCCGGAUCCCUGACUUGGUCGAUCAGCCCGAGAUCUUGGCGUGGAUCCGUGACAAGUUGCGCUGGCCAUUCGCUACUCUCACCGUGUCCGCAAUACCUCGCCGCAAACGUUCGUCUUCUCAGUGCAUGCCAGCACUCGAGCCCUGUUCGAAGAGGCAUACAGAUAUAUUGCAGAAGUCCAGAGCACAGGAGGAUCCUAAGCUCAACGUGUUGCGGCUGGUUCACGGCUGGCUGUGCGAUGAAACAAAUGGAAAUGCAAGCGUAGGAAAUGGCAACGGCACCGCUGGCGGCCCGCAAGCCCGCAACGGAUCAAUCCUGAUCAGUUCCCGAAGCAAACAUGUUGUGUCGAGGCUGAAUUUCAACAAAAAAAAAAAAGUUCUCUUCAUGGUUUCCACUGCCAAGCCCCUGGCAUGUGGAAUGAAAUCAUGCAUAUCUUGUGGGCGGAUGGAGCAGCUGCUACCCACGGGGAAGGGAGCUGAGGUAAUGGAAAGGCGGGAAACGCUCUCCUAUCUCGCCCCUUUUUAUCGCGGAACCUCGGGUGAUUUUCUAGCCCUCCAUCUCUCAAUUAAUGCCAUAUUUCUGAAGACCUUUCCCUCUUCACGUAAGCGCCCAAUUAAACCUUAUACGGCAGUGCUACUUGGCAUUCAUCUUAUCGCUGCUACAGUGUAUUGUAAAUACCACCGCUGGUUUAAAACGAGCGCAUUGGUAUCCUGUCAAAUCAUGCUCUCCGGAUCGGGAUUCGAGAAUCGGGAUCUUGUCCAUGUUGCUGAUGAAAUGCGGCCCGCAGUUAUCUACUAUGUGGCUAAGCAGGCCAAUGGCUUCCUUGGAAGGAAAGAUAUACAUGGUGGUUCGGUGGGUGCCGAAGACGAGAGGUGA
Molecule: messenger RNA, 1074 nt
Organism: Lindgomyces ingoldianus
Lineage: Eukaryota; Fungi; Ascomycota; Dothideomycetes; Pleosporales; Lindgomycetaceae
Exons: 12
Coding region: 1-1074 (357 amino acids)
Source: RefSeq, a predicted model, not a curated record